GAAGGAAAAAAGAAGAGAGACCGAAAAUUAUAACAGAAGCGGAGGGAGAGGGAGGCGACGGAGGGAGAGGUAGAAGGAGAAGGAGGACAUGGCGGAUAGAGGCGGAACGAGCUCCGGUGGAGGCGGCAAUGGCGCCCCGGAACUUGCCAAGAAGUCCCGCAAACCCAAAUAUUCCAGGUUUUCUCAACAAGAGCUUCCUGCUUGCAAACCAAUUCUAACGCCGGGAUGGGUCAUUACAGCAUUUAUUUCCAUUGGGGUCAUCUUUAUUCCAAUUGGUCUUGCCUCCUUGUUCGCUUCACAAAGAGUUGUGGAAAUAGUGGACCGGUAUGAUCGAGAUUGCAUCCCGAGGAAUGUCAGUGAUGAUGGUGUCGGAUUUAUUGAGGAUGCAAAGGCAAACAAGACUUGCGUCAGGACUUUAACUGUUCAGAAGCAAAUGAAGAGUCCUAUUUAUGUUUAUUACCAGAUCAGUAACUUUUACCAAAAUCAUCGCCGAUACGUAAAGAGCAGAGAUGACAAACAGCUGUGGAGUCCAAAAAAUGAGCGCAGCUCAUCUGACUGUAAACCGGAGGAUUUCACAUCCAAUGGUCAACCUAUCAUUCCUUGCGGCCUGAUUGCAUGGAGUAUGUUUAAUGAUACAUAUAAGUUCUCCGUGAAAGAUAAAGUGCUCGAGGUCAACAAGAAGGGUAUAGCAUGGAAGAGUGAUCGAGAGCAUAAGUUUGGAUCUGAUGUCUAUCCUAAGAACUUCCAGAGCGGUGCUCUGAUUGGCGGUGCAAAACUUAACUCGAGCAUUCCUCUGAGCCAACAAGAGGAUCUCAUUGUCUGGAUGCGACCUGCAGCACUCCCAACUUUCAGAAAGCUUUAUGGGAAGAUAGAAGUAGAUCUUGAACCAAAUGAUAAUAUUACUGUUAUAAUUGAGAACAAUUACAACACCUAUAGCUUCGGGGGCAAUAAGAAAUUGGUUUUAUCAACUACAAGUUGGAUGGGUGGAAAGAACGACUUCUUGGGAGUAGCUUAUCUCACCAUCGGUGGCCUCUGCCUCUUCCUGGCAAUAAGCUUCAUACUUGUCUACGUCCUCAAGCCAAGGCCGCUCGGGGAUCCAUCCUAUUUAUCUUGGAAUAGGAAUGCAGCAGGGCACCUGAACUAGGUUCGGCGAAGUACCUCGCUUCUGAAAGGCUAGAUUAUUGAUCAAUAAACUUCUGUCAGCGCUUGGAGCGUUUGCUCAACCUAAGAUCGAGGCUACUGCUUAUUAUUUCCUGCACCCCUGUGCAUGUUACGGAGUGUUUCGCUUUUUCUUUGAUGUGCAUUAUCGAUGCUCCAAUUUGCACAGAAUUUAAAUUUUGAUGAAUACUACCGGGAAAUAUGUAAAUACCUAUAAACAUCAUCUAGUGCGAAAAAGAUCUGUCUAUCUCAUUGAUCGUAUACAUGCUCGCAGUGUUCUUUUC
Punica granatum (pomegranate) is the source of this 1442-nucleotide messenger RNA. The record is from RefSeq and is a predicted model, not a curated record. Lineage: Eukaryota; Viridiplantae; Streptophyta; Magnoliopsida; Myrtales; Lythraceae.